UAUAUUCCAAAUUCCAGAUAUCAGGAAGAAAUGGGCGGCAGGAGAAUGGUGAAAUUCCUUCACCUGGUCAUUAAUGGAAGACAGAUCUAUAUUCUCUCUGCCAACGGCGGUCCAACUCUACUUAGAAAGAACUACAGUAAAAUAAUCCUGGUUUUCUUCAUCAUCCUCUCCUUUCAUUUUCGUCGCCAUACCGAGCCAAAUCUGGAAUAUAUGCGCCGCUGACGGAAGGCGGAAGAAAACAAGAGAGCCAGUCUCAGUUGCCACGUGUAGUUUUCUCUUCCCCAAUGCUUGUGUGUCAAUUAUAGAUCCUGAUGAAGAAAUGGAGAGAUUUUGAUAAUCUCGAUUGAAAAGCGUGAGAGUUUAUACGGUUUUGGUAGCAGAAUAGAAUAGAGACCGGUUUUUGUGAUCUUGGUUUUAGCUCGAUUGGUGUUUUGUAAGCCCUUCUUGUAGCUAAAUUUGUUGUACAAUUUUGUGUGAAAUUUUCUUGUUGAGGUGAAUUAUAUUGGGGCUUUUGCGUUGGAAAUGAGCGAGAAUGAUGGGGACGAGGGGGUUGUUUUUGAGAUAGCAAUUGUUCUUCCUAAAUGGGGUGAGAUCAAAGGGGGGGAUGCGAGUGAUGAUAUUACUGAUUGUGUUGAGGUUCUUGUUGCCGAGCUAAGAAAGAAAGGGCUGAUUGUGGAAAGAGUUCUUGGCCUUCAAAAUGAAUUCGUCAAGCUGGCAGCUCCAAUGGAGAUUUUGGGAAAGGCUGCAGCAGAGUUGCAAAUUAGAAAACGGACUUACAUAGGAAUGGAAUUUCCAUUCCAAUGGGAUGAGGCUGAAGCUUUUGUUAGACUCCCAGAUGGUUCUUUGUUCAGUUGGUGCGAACGUUUCCUUUGCUACAAGCACCUAAUAAAUGGGAUUGUCAACAAUGAGAAAUCUGUUGUACUGAAAUUUGAUAGUAAAGAGGUUGAUUGGAAGCCAGGGGAGCUUCUAAUCCGGAAAUUGGAAUCAAUAGGCAUUGUCAAAGAAGUAUUUCCAUUGAAUGAUGAAAAGAAGAGGAAGCAGCUUCUUAGAAGUUGGGCUAUGAACUGGUCGGAUUUCACGUCGCAGCCAAUCGAUGAUAUUUGCUCGUAUUAUGGCAUCAAGAUUGCAACCUAUUUUGCUUUCCUUGGAAUGUAUACGAAGUGGAUGUUUUUCCCUGCAUUGUUAGGGCUCACAGUGCAUUUGAUUGAUUUCGGAUCAUUUCAACUGCUUGUCCUCCCUAUUUUCUUCAUAUGCCUCAUAUCAUGGGCUGUCUUGUUUUUCCAAUUCUGGAAACGAAAGAACUCAGCCUUAUCAGCUAGGUUGCAGAUAUAUUGCUCGGUUGGUGUGGAAUCUGAAUACAAAUCUUUGCAGACAGAACAGAAAACAUGGGAUUCUCCCACCGAACUCAUGAAGAAACAAAACACAGACAGACUGAAAGAAAAAGCAUUUUUCCAAAAAGAAGAGUGGUUUGGAUGGCUAAUGAGAUUAAGAAAUGACAGUUUCAUCAUACUGAGCAUUAUAUGUCUUCAGCUACCUUUCGAAUUGGCUUAUGCGCAUCUUUACGAGGUUUUAGGUUCUGAUCUUUCGAAGUUCUUUCUGACGGCAGUUUACCUCAUAGCUAUUCAAUACUUCACAAGAAUUGGCGGCAAGAUCUCAGUGAAGCUUAUUAAAUACGAAAAGAAUGAAAAUUUGGAGUACCGAGCAAACAGUUUAGUAUACAAGGUUUUUGGCCUUUACUUCAUGCAGUCGUACAUAGGGAUCUUUUAUCAUGCUCUACUUCAUCGGAAUAUCAAGACCCUCAGGCAAGUUUUGAUCCAACGUCUGGUAAUAUACGAGGUGAUCGAAAAUCUGCUGGAGAAUUCUAUACCUUAUAUAUCAUACAGCUUCAAGAAAUUUAGAACUGUCCGGAACAAGCGAAAGAGGGAACACGAGUCAUCAAGGGACAAGCCUCAUCCCAUCCCAAGGGUAGAGAAAGAUUAUCUUAAACAUUCUUAUGCUGCAAGUAUUGGCAAGGAAAUUGAAGAUGGACUUUUUGACGAUUUCCUGGAGUUGGUAUUGCAAUUCGGGAUGAUCAUGAUGUUUGCUUGCGCGUUCCCUCUAGCAUUUGCGUUUGUAGUAGUGAGUAACUUAACGGAGAUCAGAACAGACGCCCUUAAACUACUCGCAAUGAUGAGAAGGCCGAUACCUCGUUCAGAUGCAACGAUUGGAGCAUGGCAGAAUAUUUUCCAGUUUCUCAUAGUGAUGUCGAUUUGCACAAAUAGCGCGCUCCUCGUAUGUUUGUACGAUCAGGAAGGGAACUGGAGUUUGUCUCCCGGGCUUGCCGGGAUCCUCAUCAUGGAACACGUGCUUUUGUUCAUUAAAUUUGGAUUCUCUCGGCUUGUUCCUGAGGAACCGGCAUGGGUAAGAGCUGCUCGGAUGAAGGAAGCUACUGAAGCAGAAAAGAUGUGUUGCAAACAACUCCUGAGGAGUAUUUCAGGCGACGAAAAGAUUCCCCGCGAAACUAAAAAGAACGAUUAGGUAAAUUUUUCUUGAGCUUUGCACUACAUAAUGGGUUCAUCGGAACACUUUCUUGGCCUUAUAAGAAUAUCUGCACUAGCUGGAAAUGGUAAAAAAUCUUCUCGCAUCUGUGUAGGAUUGUGUUGUUUGUUGUGUCUCGACUCGGGUAUUGCUGUAAAGGUUUUUUAGGAUAAAAGGAUGAUAAGAUUUCUAGCUAUUCUUUGAGCUGAGACUAAGAGUGAAAUAUGAUUUGCAUACAGUUGUUGAUAUGUGCAUAAAAAUGUCAAAAGAUUGUGUACAUUAUUCUUGGAUUCUGAUCAAUGGUUCGGAUCUUAGCCGUACGAAGCUUUGCUUUUAGUCGGCAGAUCUGAACCGCUGGCUGACCUGGCGGGCGUAGGCGGCAACUGCCUUAGCCCAUCUUCGGAUCCCAUUUUUGACCUUUUGGGAAUCCAAGUGUUUGAGAGAUUUCACGGCCGGGUCGAUGGUGAAGGACAAGCACCCGGUCGAAUAUGAGUGCCUUGUUGCUUUGUUGGUGUCGUAGUAAUUCGAAUCGAAUUCUUCCUUCAAGGAUUUGGAUUUGGAAUUGGCUGUAGAAUUCUUCUCCAUCAAAAUCUUGCACUUCUUAGUAACGUUGUGUGUUUGUUUAUAUAUAGAAUUUUACCAAGGGAAUAUUAUUGGUUUGGUGGCGUGCAAGAACGUGCUGCUACAAUGAA
Andrographis paniculata is the source of this 3209-nucleotide messenger RNA. Its product is annotated as anoctamin-like protein At1g73020. The transcript has 17 exons. Gene Ontology annotation, biological process: chloride transmembrane transport. Gene Ontology annotation, molecular function: chloride channel activity. The record is from RefSeq and is a predicted model, not a curated record. Bases 523 to 2517 code for a protein of 664 amino acids. Lineage: Eukaryota; Viridiplantae; Streptophyta; Magnoliopsida; Lamiales; Acanthaceae.